Molecule: messenger RNA, 1735 nt
Organism: Ectocarpus sp. CCAP 1310/34
Lineage: Eukaryota; Phaeophyceae; Ectocarpales; Ectocarpaceae
Source: the annotation of a GenBank genome assembly
UUGUUUCCAUAGCGAGUCAAACACGAUAGGCAGGAGAACGAAACCAAGGGGGCGUGGCCGAGUCAAUUGCGCCGGCUCUUGUUCAGCCCUUGACGAUCUUUCAUGCAACUCCCCGACAUGAGCGACAGCAACAAGGAUAAAAACAGCAGCAGCAGUAGCAGCAGCGGCGGCACCUCGGAGGUACAGUUUCGCUGGCCCGACUCGGGAGGAGCAAGCAACGUUGGCGUUUCCGGGGCUUGGUGCGGAUGGUCUGAAACUGGAACGCCACUGUCUCCUGCGGAGGACAAGGACGGGAGGGUGCUGUUCUCAGGAACGGUCCUUCUGCCGCGCGGCAACCACAAGUUCCGGUUCGUCGUAGACGGAGAGUGGCGCCACGACCCGGAGCUGCCGACCGAACGGGACGAGGCCACCGGGGAGGUGUGCAAUGUUGUCAAGGUUUCUCACAAGGGCGAUCUAAGGGUGCGGCUACCGGAGCAAAUGCUGUCCGAAGACAUUAACAGCGCGGAGGCGACGGACUACCUCAACUCCCUCAAGGAGUACAGCCUCAGCACGCCGAGCCCGCCAUCUUCCCUCAAGGCCUCGAGCUACUUCGGAGAAGGCGACGACGACGGAGGUGACGACGCUGCUGCUGCUGCUGCUGCUGCUGCUGCUGCUGCUGCUGCUGCUGCUGCUGUUGCUAAUCCCGCAUCAUCAUCAUCAUCUGGGGGGCAGCAGGACGACUGCCUGGAGCAGGCGUCGCAAGCGACCCGGAUGGCCCGGGUGAUGAUGUCCCGGCGGAGGAGAGAGGUGGAGGCGUCGUCCCUCGCGGCGGUGGGAGCUUGCCUCGUGUCCUCGUCGGUGCGGAAGGACGGAAAGUUGAUCGUGGCGAUGGUCGGGCUGCCGGGUCGCGGCAAGUCCUUCGUUGCCAGGUCCAUCCUGCGGCACCUGGACUGGAUGGGCCUAAAGAGCCGGAUCUUCAGCACCAAGGACCGGAGGCGGAAGGAGAUCGCCGUGUACGAGCCUGUGAACUACUUCGACGCAGGAGGAGAGGGCGAGAAGAUCCGCGAACGCCUUGCCGCCGAGAUGCUGGCCGAGGCCCUCGAGGCUCUGCAGAGCGACAUCGACAUCGCCAUCUACGACGCGUCCAACAUCAACUCGGAGCGGAGGCGUGUGCUUAAUAACACGGUGGUGGCGUCGGGGUUGCAUGCAAAGGUGGUGUUCAUCGAGAGCAUCUGCAACGACGAGGAGCUGGUGCGGCGGAACAUCGUGGCGAUACAGGAGUCCUCCCCAGAGUACGUGCAGAAGACCGUCGAGGAAGUGGAGCGGGACGUCAGGAGCCGGAUCGAGCGAUACGAACGGAUCUAUGAGCCGCUGGACGCUCAAGAAGGCGACAGUUUCAUCAAGCUCAUCGACGCGGGAAGCCAGGCAAGUAUGGUGACGAACCUAAUCAGCGGUUACAUCCCCGGGAGGAUAACGCUUCUUUGUCUUAACCUGCACCUCAAGCCGCGGCCUAUCUGGAUGUCCCGCCACGGGGAGAGCGAGUUCAACAUGCAGGGCCGCAUCGGGGGUGAUGCGCCGUUGACGGCCGCAGGGAAGGUGUACGCCGCGAGACUGGACGAGUUCAUGAGCAAGCUCUACCCCCCCCGCCGAAAACGGCAAGGAGGUGCCGCCGCCUCCGCCUGUGGGCCCGAUGAUGGUGGUGGUGGUGGUAGCCGUGACGGGUUGGGAGGAGGGGGGGCGGGUGGGGGGGGGGGGG